AGCAAAGCAAAUUACAUACGGCAUUUGUGGAUUGGUCGUCGUAUUUAGAGAUAUUUAUUUAGUAAAUUAAAAACUAAAAACUCACAAUUAUAUUUAUUAAUUAAAAUAAAAUGCUCUUCGAAGUCUUUAUUUUACUGGUAGUACUCCCGUUAUUCUUUCUCACGUUGCUACUGUUCGGAGCCUUCGUGAUCAUCCCGGGCGCCUUUAUUUUCGCGUCAUGGUACAUGCGAAUCUACGAGCGGAAGAAACAGCGGAGGCUGCGUGAUGGGCCCAACUUGGCGUUCUUUCACCCGUAUUGUAAUGCCGGGGGUGGUGGAGAGCGGGUACUAUGGGUGGCUAUAAAGGCCAUUUUGACAAGAUACCCAGACACCAAUAUAUACAUUUACACAGUGGAUACGGCAGAGCCUCAGACGAUUGCCAACAAAGUGCAGAAUACAUUUAAUGUCAAAGUUGAUGCAAGCAAACUUAACUUUAUUAGGUUGGUAUCAAAACGGGCAAUAGAGGCAAGCUCAUACCCUUACUUCACACUGCUGAUGCAGAGCCUGGGCUCCAUGGUGAUGGGCUUGGAGGCCUUCAUGAAGUUCAAUCCAGAUAUCUUCAUAGACACAACAGGGUAUGCCUUCACCUAUCCAAUCUUCCGAUACCUAGCACAAUGCCCGGUGGGCACAUACACCCACUACCCUAUCAUCACUAAGAGUAUGAUGCGGCGCGUGCAGCAGCGAAUCGUCUCCUACAAUAACAGGGGGAUUAUAGCCAGGAAUCCUGUGUUCACUUGGUGCAAGCUGUUAUACUAUAAAGCUUUUGGUUGGCUGUAUGGGAUCGUGGGGCGCUGCGCUGACGUGGUGAUGGUGAACGGGACAUGGACGGAGGACCACAUCAACGACUUGUGGGACUCGCCCUUCAAGACGCACCGAGUCUAUCCACCUUGCGAAGUAACAGAGCUGAAGCAGCUACGAUCUCUAGUCAAAGACACGGAUCCGAUCCGGAUACUGUCUGUGGCGCAGUUCAGACCCGAGAAGGAUCAUCCGCUCAUGCUACAAGCUAUAUACGAGUUAAGAAAUCUGCUGGUUAAGAACGAAGUCCUUUGGCACAAGGUUAAGCUGGUAUUCGCCGGCGCGUGUCGUAACGCAGAAGACGAGGAGCGUGUCCAAAACCUCAAAGAUUUGGCCAAGCAUCUGUCUCUCGAGAGCAGCGUCCAGUUCGUCGUGAACGCUCCCUACGCGCAGCUGCUGCAGUUGUACCAGACGUGCAGCAUAGGGCUGCAUGCUAUGUGGAACGAGCAUUUUGGAAUCAGUGUAGUAGAACUGAUGGCAGCAGGUCUGAUCACCAUCGCGCACCGGUCCGGCGGUCCCCUCGCCGACAUCGUCGAAACAACUGACACUAGUCGAACCGGCUUCCUGUGCUCUGAGGCCGAUGAGUACGCUCGCGCCAUACUUGAAGUCAUAGCUCUAGCGCCUGAGGAGCGACAGCGAAUCAUAGACGCUGCACGGGCAUCUGUCGAUCGUUUCUCCACUUUGGAGUUUGAGAAGACCUUCCUUCGGGUGGCAGAACCUCUUAUGAAGCUCCAUUCGUAGAAUUAUGAAUAUAAUUACUGAUACUUAAACUUUUGAACGCCACGUCUGCUUCCUCUAGACUAUCGGCGAUGAUCGUUGAUAAUAUCGGCAAGAUCAUCGUGCAAGCAUCAUCUAUCAUCACUGAUAGUGUAGAGCAGCCAUUACGACAACAUUCGCGAUGACGCACCGCACACGUGGCUCCUCUACAGUCUACACUAUCGGCGAUGAUAGACGAUGACUGGUGGACACGAUAGUGUAGAGAGAGCCAGUGCCGGCCCGAGUCCUUGAUCAGGGUAGAGCGAAAUGGGGUUUUGGCGCCCUUCGUUAAACCUACCCUACACCCUACCUACUACCAAACUUUGGUGUACUACCAAAAGAUAGAUAUAACUCCGAAAUAGAUGGAUACAGUCUAAGGAAAAAACGUGCCUCGAAAAUCAAGAAAAUUUGAUUCUCAUUCAGAGGGCGCUACUAGCUUUGGCCUACUGUCGUAUAGAUGGCGUUGACGGUUUCGUUUGUUAUCAAUUUUAACGCAUAUCAGUGAAAGAACAUGGGUCAAAAUCAUAAAAAUAAUUAAUGCAAAUAAAAAAAAUCAUUUAUCCAUAUUUAAAUACAUUUUAUCGUAUUUUUAUAAAUCUUCAUUUUUAGUUUUAAAGUGUGUCGACAGAUGGCAGUGAAUUUACUAUGACAGUACCGCUCUAGUAUAAGUUACUCUAUGCUACUACCUAGCCUACCGUUAGCUUUUACCCUUUUUUUUCUCAUUUGCCAUUUUGGCGCCCCCCUUGCCAUCCGGCGCCUAGAGCGGCCGCUCCACUCGCUCUACCCUAGAUCCGGCCCUGGAGAGAGCAUACUCGGCAGUCCCCGCCUGUCAUCAUCUGUCAUCGCCUGCUACCCGUGAGUUGUCGGUUUUUUGGGCACGCAUCAAAGGGAAUGCGUUGUGGGUGCCGGGUCAGGCGAUCAUGUGGAUGCUUACACGAUGAUCUUCACGAUGAUACUAUCAACGAUCAUCGCCGAUAGUGCUGAGGAGGCAUAAUGUACGGCACGAAGGUUUUUGGGCUGUAGCCGCGCCACUAUUUUUGUUACACAUUGUAUGUAUAGUCAUUUUAGUUUAUACUAAUCAAGUCAAAUGCGUUUUGAGUGAGUAGAUAAAAAAACGUACCUAUUAUAUGGUUUGCUCACGUUUGCUAAGUUUAGAAAGAGAUAAAUACACUCAAAAUUCACUAUUUCCAGUGCUAAGCAUCAAAUAGUAAUACUUAUCUUUUAUGAAAUGUUCCACUAAUUUUAAGUGUAAUUAAGUUUUUAAAUAAAA
Molecule: messenger RNA, 2859 nt
Organism: Cydia strobilella
Lineage: Eukaryota; Metazoa; Arthropoda; Insecta; Lepidoptera; Tortricidae
Gene: Alg11
Product: GDP-Man:Man(3)GlcNAc(2)-PP-Dol alpha-1,2-mannosyltransferase
Exons: 10
Coding region: 111-1574 (487 amino acids)
Biological process (GO): protein N-linked glycosylation
Cellular component (GO): endoplasmic reticulum membrane
Molecular function (GO): GDP-Man:Man(3)GlcNAc(2)-PP-Dol alpha-1,2-mannosyltransferase activity
Source: RefSeq, a predicted model, not a curated record